AAAAUCGCUAUUAGCUUUUGAAAUGUUAUACCACUUUGCUUUUCCUUUUUUAUUAAAUCUCUAACUUAAAAAAAUCCUAUCUGAAAUCUUUAUGUAGUCACCUCUAAAGCAGUAGUUUAUAUUAUUGGGCCAUAGAAAGAGAGCUAUACAGAGUUAAUAUGCUUGGAUGGAGCAGACAUAUGCAUACUGUAGGUAUAUAGAUGGACUCUCAUUUUGUGGGGCUUUUUUUUUUUCAUCUUGAGAAGCUUGGAUCUUGAAUCCAGUUUGCAGAAGCCUAAAAACUGACUGAUUAUUUAGUCCGGAAAACUCCUUUUCCAGAAACAUGACAAUCAUAGGUUAAAGGAUUCCAGCUCUGCUGAAUAUUCCCUAUAGAGACAUAUUUUGAUCUCUCACAUGGUAGCUUGCAGACUUUUUGAUUUUCCAAAGACAAAUGCCAGGAUAUCAAGGUGGGAAAAAAUACGCCACACUAGGAAUCCCCAGUACUGAUCAGAGACACCAAGGAUAUCACUGCAGAUAACCACAGAAAGCACGGAUGGGAUGAUAUGUGCAUUUUUCCACUCAAGUUUCUCUUGAUUAACUUAACAAAGUUAAUUUAAUCAUUUCAGCUUUUGCCUUUCUUUAACCCCAUGCUGUUCAUACUGUUUUCUUUGUAGUCACUGAACAAGAGACUAAAGUGCCCAAGAAAACCAUCAUCAUAGAGGAAACGAUAACAACUGUGGUGAAGACCCCAAGGCAAAAGCGAAAGAUGUCUCCCGCCCGUCCUCCUUCAGGUUACUCUCUCUCCCGCUCUCCAAGAUCAGAGCUGCUGACCCCAGAGCCAGUUUAUGUAACAAAGGUCAGGCAGCCUGUACACAGGCAUGAGCUGGAGGCCACACAGAAGACUGUCAUCCCUAUGUUCUUUGUGACAGAGCCAGAGGACAGACAAGGAGCGGCAGCUAGACCUCUUGUCAUAGAAACCAAGGUGGAAGAACAAAAACCCAAAUGGGUCGAAGUGGAGGAAAUCAUUGAAUUCAAGGUGAAAAAAUCACCCAAGCCUACGAAGAAAAGAGGAGCUUCCCCAGCAAAGCCAGAAAAAGAUGACUCAGGAGUAUUGACAUUCACUAUGCCUGACCCAAGACCUAGGCGUUCCUCUGAAGAUGACCCAAACACAAACAACUCCAACAAUAAAUUAGUGGAGCAGGCCAAGUCUUCCCUGCCUAGAGACAAUCUUUCAGAUGUCGACAUCCCAACCCUUGCAUAUGGAGCUGACCAGGAAGGAGCUCCAGUCAACAGUGAAGAAGAUAUAAGUUCUCAGUGUGGGUCUGAACAGUUAGGAAGUAGUUCAUUCAUUGACUAUGGGACUGAUGGAAAGAGCUGCAUGCAGGAAGCAAGUAAUGACGAUGUUUCAGAAACUACUUCCCCACUGCUUGCCUGUGUGGGUGAACCCUUUGUCUUUAGCUUGGAGACAGCUGAUGCAGGUGAGCCUGAACUUCCACCUUCACCAAUGAGCCGAGGGGUUAAGGAAGAAGCUGAUGAGUUAGAUACGUCAUGGACUGCUGAAGGAGGAGUACCUGAUACAGUACAAGAUGAGGAUCUUUCAGAGGAAGAUACUGUUAUAAUUGAUGAGCUAGAGACAGAUGACAUUGGCAACCGAGACCCCAAAAUUCUGACCCACAAUGGAAAAGUGCUAACUCUGGAAGACCUUGAAGAUUAUUUUCCUGAAGAAGGUGAGACCUAUGGAUGUGAUGAUCAAAACUACACAGAAGACAAACCCUGUGAGAUCUCUGUGCUCCAGACAGAAAUUAAUGAACCGACGGUGGGGAAGCCUGUGUUGCUAAAUCUCAGGAGACCUGUUCCUAAACCAAGGCAAAGCUUUUUCAGCAAGUUCAAGGAGCACCGUCCUGAAGGAAUGUUCAUGUCAGCAUCCAGAGUAACAGGAGUGCAGUCCGUGGGUCCCUCUAACAUUUCUUUCCAUGUGAGUGAGACAUGCACCGCAGCAGCCGCUCCUGGUGUGCAUGCAGCAGUGCCAGCAGCCUCACCUGGACCUUCCUUCCAAGUGAAACCGUCUUUCUGUACCGGAGUUCAGCUCUCAGCGGACAACGGACAGUCCAGCUUUAAAACUGAAGUUUCCACAAGAACCCUCAGCUAUGGAACUAUCGGCGAGCCUGUUAUGUUGCACAUCAGCACGGAAGACCCCUCCCAGAGCUGAGCAGAUACAAGCAGCAUUCUUAAAAUUAAAUUAAAAAAUACAUACACAAACCAAGAAAAACAUUCUAGGGCGGGUGAAAUUGGUGGUGAGAAUUAUAGGGAAACACCUAAAAUAAAAAUACCUUAAGGAAAACAUAUAGAUCGUGGUAUGUAGAGCUUUUCCAGUCUUAAAGGGAACACUUCCAUCCGUUCAGUUUAUAAUUGAUCCUGGUGAAAACAUAUCAUUCCAUUGAGAAGUGGUGAGAGGCAGGUUCAAUAGACUUACAGUGACCCUGCCUCUUCUUACUUGUGAUAAAAAUAUAAAUAAGCAAGCACAUUUUUCUUCAAGAGUUUAAAAAUUACUUCAGCUCUCAGACUUGAGAAGUCAUUCAGUGGUGAGACAUUUAAGGUAUCUCAUCUUGGCAAUACCUUCCAGCCAUCAAGAGAAGGUAGGGUAGUUUCAUUUAAGCAUAUCUUCUGUCACUGUACAUGCCAGACAGCCAGCAAAAUAGUUGCACUGCUUUACUUUUACUAAAUGCUGAUGAGACAAAUUAGCUCUACCAAAAAUGUGUUCAUAAACCUUUCAGAUUGUGUAAUCUGUUUAAAUUAUUAUUAUAUUUUUCCAGAAAGUGAAACCUACAGAAGGUACUACACUUAUUAGGCAACACUACUGACUUAAGAGACUGCUGAAAAAUUUGGGUGAAAUUCUGACCCUACCAAAGUCAAUGGCAAAACUCCCAUUGACUUCAACAGAGCCCAAUCUGAGUACAACUACGUUCCACCUUUAUUAAAAAGGCCACCAUUGUUAAUCAACUACUUUUUGUUAAUCUUUUAAGAUGUAUGGGUUUCUAUGGUUCUGCAUGCUUUAUUCAAGUUCAGUAACGCUAUAAAUCAUCCUAAAUUAUGAUAGAUGUUUGCAUUAUCUACACUUAAAAGAGUAUUGAUUAAAGGAAUGGACAGGCUAAUACAAUAUCUACAAUCCAGAUUAAAAACGUGUAGAACCACAAAUAAAUUAUUUCAUAAAUGAGUAAUUACUAUGUGAGUAGAAUGGUUAAUUAGGUCUCCUGUACAUGUUAAUGGUUAAGCUUCGCCACCAGUGCAUUAGUGAUUAAAAUUUCCUAAUCUCCUAAUGAAAAUGUACCCAUGAGCCAUAUUAAAAUUGCAGGAGUACUAAUACAAUUAAAACCUUUUUCAAGAAAUAACUUGUUUAUGGGGUUUUAGUGUACUGUGCCAUUUGAAUACACUGCCAGUGCAAGAUGUACCAUUAUACUGUAGCCACUUUGGUUUAGCUAUGUUGUAGAGGUCACCCUUUAUCAUAGACAGUUGUGUUUCUUUAGAACUUUGACACAGAGAUCUCAAAUGCAUGAUGAUGGCUAAUCCAGUAAGGGUAUAAUUCUGCAAGGUGCUGAGUGCCUCUGAGAGGUGGUGAGCAACCUGAGCUCUCACUAGCUUCAGUGAAAAUUGGUGUUGCAUAGCACUUUCGGAAGGUGCUCAGUCCCUUGAUGAGACUGAGUCCUUACAGCUAGGUUCUUGUCCCACUUGAAGUCAGUUAAAGUUUGCGAUUGUUCUCAAUGGAUAUGUCUACACUGCAAUAAGAAACCCACCCCUGGCCUGUGCCAGCUGACUCAGGGUUCAGGCUAAGCUGCUGUUUAACUGCAGUGUAGACAUUCGGGCUUGCCUG
Dermochelys coriacea (leatherback sea turtle) is the source of this 3847-nucleotide messenger RNA. RefSeq lists its product as uncharacterized. Lineage: Eukaryota; Metazoa; Chordata; Testudines; Dermochelyidae. The transcript is spliced from 2 exons. The record is from RefSeq and is a predicted model, not a curated record. Bases 746 to 2188 code for a protein of 480 amino acids.